UCAGUCUGUCUGUUCAGUGUGUGAUUAGUCUAGUCUGGUCUGAUCCUGUAUGUUUGUAGCAUUUAGCUGCAUCUUUUUUCGUAACAACCUUUAAUUGACCAAGGUUUGUCGAUUAGUGCUCAAUUUCAACCUAAGUAGUCACAAAGACCAACCGGAAAGAUGUCCACUGCUCUGGAGAGCUACAUAAACCGCACCGUGGCUAUUGUCACAUCUGAUGGACGCAUGAUCGUGGGCACCCUGAAAGGAUUUGAUCAGACCAUCAACUUGAUCCUGGAUGAGAGCCAUGAGCGAGUGUUCAGUUCUAGUCAAGGCGUGGAGCAGGUGGUGCUGGGACUGUACAUUGUUCGAGGCGAUAAUGUGGCAGUAAUUGGUGAGAUUGAUGAAGAGACGGAUUCCACACUGGAUUUAGGAAACAUUAGAGCUGAACCAUUAAACUCUGUUGUGCAUUGACCAUGGAUGUAUUUCUGGAAGGAAAAAAAAAAAAAAAAAAAAAAAAAAAACUUUAAGGACUGAUGAUUUAGAUAAAU
Messenger RNA from Boleophthalmus pectinirostris (great blue-spotted mudskipper), 527 nucleotides. RefSeq names its product LSM8 homolog, U6 small nuclear RNA associated (gene lsm8). Gene Ontology annotation, cellular component: precatalytic spliceosome; U6 snRNP; U4/U6 x U5 tri-snRNP complex. Gene Ontology annotation, molecular function: RNA binding. The record is from RefSeq and is a predicted model, not a curated record. The transcript is spliced from 4 exons. NCBI's taxonomy places the organism in Eukaryota, Metazoa, Chordata, Actinopteri, Gobiiformes, Gobiidae. The coding region runs from base 160 to 450 and encodes 96 amino acids. Gene Ontology annotation, biological process: mRNA splicing, via spliceosome.